AUGGGAACUAGGAACAAUGGCAAUAUAAGUCUGUUGUUUUUUCUACUGUUUUCGGUUCUAAUUUCCAAGGGUUCAUCGAAAUAUUUUGAUCCUGUGACGGUGCAUGUAGAGAACAAUAUCGAAGGUGAUGGAGUUAAGUUGCAUAUCCACUGCAGGUCUAGGGAUGACGAUCUAGGUGAACGUACGCUCGGUCAAGGUGAGGAGUGGCAUUGGCAAUUUCGUGUUAUUCCAACUCGUACGUAUUUCUGGUGUGAUCUUCGUUGGUACGACAAGAAGGAUCAUCGUUGGUACUCAGGCAACUUUGAUGUUUACCAUGCAAGUGGAAUAGUAAACAAGUACGUAUGGUUGUGUGCGCUAAAUUGCGAGUGGUCUUAUCGUCGGGAUGGAGCUUAUCUUUAUCGUAUUCAUGAAAAGAAGUGGCAGAGAAGAGCUAUUUGGCAUUGA
Papaver somniferum (opium poppy) is the source of this 444-nucleotide messenger RNA. RefSeq names its product self-incompatibility protein S1-like. Bases 1 to 444 code for a protein of 147 amino acids. Lineage: Eukaryota; Viridiplantae; Streptophyta; Magnoliopsida; Ranunculales; Papaveraceae. The transcript has a single exon. The record is from RefSeq and is a predicted model, not a curated record.